Molecule: messenger RNA, 3106 nt
Organism: Oryzias melastigma (Indian medaka)
Lineage: Eukaryota; Metazoa; Chordata; Actinopteri; Beloniformes; Adrianichthyidae
Gene: cdc42ep3
Product: CDC42 effector protein (Rho GTPase binding) 3
Exons: 3
Coding region: 1677-2705 (342 amino acids)
Source: RefSeq, a predicted model, not a curated record
CGGAGACUCGAGCUGUUGUAGAGGGGAAAAAGAAGUCAGAGAGCCAUUCAGAAACAGCUGUCCGACAGACAUCGCAGUUGACAGAAGUGCAGCCCCAAAGAACAAGUCAGGAGAGUGGCAAAAGCAAAACCCUUCAGAUCCUCUGAGCUCCUCUUCAGGCCCAUUUUCUUUCUGGGGAGAGCUUCUGCUUACAAGGACAGGAAGACGGAGGACUCCGGGAGAAAAAAUGUGGAGGAGUCUGUUAGCUGCUAUAGACCACCCUGCUAGUACAGACGGGCACCCUGAUGCCCUCCUGUGGGGUAGGACACAGGCAAAGCUGCCAUCUCAGACAUCUCAGUGUCUAAAAGACUCUUGGAAGGCAUAGCUACUAUCCAACACAAUUAGUUGUUUUUUUUUUUUUUGCUUCAAUGCAGCUGCAUUGAAGAAGACAUUUAUCAGCUAAUCAAAGAGGUUGGAAGGACAAGAAGCUCUUGGCAUUACUGUUGGGCGAUCCAGGAAGUGUGUCUCUUCACUAAUGAGUCUUCUGAGUAAACACAGCCUCCUAAAAGUGUGCAAUAAGGCUGAUGUGUCUGCACGGUUUGGUUGCAGCAAGAAUGUGGAUGUUUUCUAUGUGAGAAGGUUCUUAUUUAAGGCGGAGUGGACUUGACUGCCUGAGCACUUUAUCAGACCGUCAUUACUGACAUACCUCUCAUAAGCCUAUAAAUGGACACACUGCCGUCUCACUGCUGCUCACUCCCACCCCAUCGCAGCAGGCUUCCUUUCCUGUCAGUUGCCCAGUCAUUUGAGCGGUCUCAUUUAUUUUUGUGUGGUUACACUCUUGGAGGAUCUGUGGUGGAAAAGCAACUUAAACAGAAUGAUACUUUUAAAAAUCACAUUUGAAACUUUUGACUAAUUAAAAAAAACCCUCUUUGCAUGCUAAAGUACAUGACAGCGCUUUCUUUUUUUAUUUUGGAGCGCUUUCUUUUUUUAUUUUGGAAAUUCAAUCAACAAUCUGCCCCUACUCCUUUUUUCAAAUCCACUUGCUUUAUGAUAUCCUUUUUCUGCAUAUUUCACACAAUUCCUAAAAACCCUGUCCACUUCUUCCCUGCCCUUUGCCCCCAACUCCAUCUUUUUUUAUCUCCUUGCAUGUCUGAGCAGUAGCUCACUGCUAAAACGGGCUGAUCCAAUUACAGCCCUCUCUCAGAUCUUUUCUCCAAUUUUGCAGUCCAGCUGUUCCACAUUAGCACACCCAGAAUUGUGGAAGCAAGAAGAGGCUCAAGUGUGGAAAUGUGACUAGGCAGCAAAAAGUAUUGGAACUAAAUCUCAUUCUUAUGUCCUUUCAUUUUUUUUUUUCAGUUUAACACAUGAAGAUAUACAUUUUAAUUUUAUUCAGAGUUAAUCAUUGGAACCCAAGCAGUGGCUGGAUUUAAUGAAAAAAUAUCUGUGACAGUUCUUAAACUUGUUUUUUUCUAGUCUACGGUCAAUAAAGUAAUGUUGAUGUGUCUCACUUUUCUAUGAUUGCAGGAAAGUGUCCUCUGAUCUUCCCGCGUCCCCAAAAUUCCCACAUUUUGCAUGGAGAAUCUGCCCCUGACCAAUGCUGUCGAUGUUUUUGGAGUAUUCUAGGAAAAUUCUUGCCUUAAGAAUGUAACUUCAGCUGUCCCUGUUGGAGUGCUACAUAUUUAACACUUCUACUCUGCAUGUCUGAGAGCUCCUCCAAAGAAGCACCAAUGCCAACUAAAGCCCCCAUUUACCUAAAGCCUACCAACAGCAAAAAGGGGAAAAAAAGUCGCCUGAGAGACAUUUUGUCCCCCGACAUGAUCAGCCCUCCCCUCGGGGACUUUCGCCACACGGUUCACAUUGGCAAGGGCGGGGGUGAAGACACCUUUGGAGAUAUGUCCUUCCUUCAAGGGAAGUAUGAGCUGAUCCACGGAAAGGGGGAUCGUCAAUACAGCAUUCAGAGUGAACUUAUGCGAGCAAACAGCACCGGGAAUGCUGGCUUUGCAGAGACUCCCUCCCCAGUCCUCAAGAAUGCAAUCUCACUCCCCACUAUUGGAGGCUGCCAAGCGCUCACACUUCCACUGACAUCUCCCACAGCUUUCUCCAUACCACCAGAGCCUCUGGGGGGAAUUGAGGAACCUCCAUCUUCAAUAAAAGCUGAGAUGGAUCCCCUGCUGCGCUCCAUUGACGUCUUCAGCGGUGAGACCUCCACUUCAUUUAAUGAAAUGUAUCCCAAACCUGAUGUUCUUCAACAUCUGGUGGAGAACAGAGAUAAACAAAAAGCAGUAUGCAAAGCCAACAGAAGUGAGGUUGACCCAACCUUGUACUACUACACCAAUGACCAAACCAACAUCUACAAAGUCAGUGGAAGCAGCAACAGUUCUGACACCUUUGGGAUUGAAAGAGGUUUUCAGAGCAAGGUCUUUAACAACAGUGGGCAUCUAAAUAAAAACAGAAACUGCAACAGUUCUGGACACUUUGACAAUGACAUCACCCUUGGAUUUGUGUUCCCAAUGUUCACCAGAGACAGCAUGGACAGGGACAGUGGGGUGGAUGAGGGCCGCAUCAGUGACUAUGACUUUGAGCUUUCCCAAAGCAAAAGCAUGUCUCAGGAUUCUCUUACCCAGAUCACAGGGUCACUUCUUUCCCUGGAACUGGAUCUAGGUCCAUCUAUCCUUGAUGACGUGCUGAAUAUAAUGGACAAACCUGAAGCUAAAAACAGGCCUUAAGCUGUGCUUUAGGCUGGUGAAAUGAGAAAAGGAAUCAUCAGAAUAUAGCCAUAAGAGCAGUAGGAACUAAAAUGAUGUCUGGAUAUAUCAUUGAGAUAACUUAUUAUUUGAAAUUAUCUAACUAUGUAGUGUUGAUGCUUCUUUAUUUUCACUUUGCUAAGCCACAUUGUCAGCAUGGUUUAAAUGCAUGUGCUUUUCUUUUGAACCUUAAGCUGCCUUUGUGGUUUCAUUUUUAUAAUAUUAUAAAAUUUCUGCACAAGAACACAAUACUUGAGAUCUUUUGCUUUUUAUCCAUUACAGUCUCAAAGUCUCUGUUGCAUUUCUUGGUUUGAAUCUGAGUGUGUUUAACAAAGCACUUUUACAUGUUUCAGAUUUUUAUUGGGCAAAGGAGAAUGUAAAAG